Penicillium alfredii is the source of this 1194-nucleotide messenger RNA. Its product is annotated as ribokinase family protein. NCBI's taxonomy places the organism in Eukaryota, Fungi, Ascomycota, Eurotiomycetes, Eurotiales, Aspergillaceae. The coding region runs from base 1 to 1194 and encodes 397 amino acids. The record is from RefSeq and is a predicted model, not a curated record. The transcript has 3 exons.
AUGGCCGAAGUCAAGUUUUCACCCCAACUGGGCAAUGUCGAGUUCUGUACCUUGGGCAUGUUUAUCCUUGAUGACAUUGAUUUUGGUGGUGCAAGACCAGGCGUGAAGAACAUCAUUGGUGGCGCGGGAUCCUUUGCCGUCGUGGGCGCGCGCUUGGUUGCGGGCUUGACGCAUGCCCGGUCAGUGAGCUGGAUCGUGGAUGUCGGGUCUGAUUUCCCUUCAGACACGUUGGCAGUGAUCAAUUCAUGGGGAACCGACUGCGUCAUCCGGGAAGACCAUAGAAGACUAACCACGAGAGCAUGGAAUGGGUAUCAUCCCAAUGAGAAACGGGAUUUCAAGUAUUUGACUCCAAAGCUGAGACUGGAGCCUUCGAUGCUCUCUGAUGCUCAAGUGUUGUCGCAGACAUUCCACAUGGUCUGCUCUGCCUCUCGCUGCAUCUCUAUCGUCCAGGAGAUCAUGCGACGACGGGAAGAGCUGCAGCAGGCGGGGCGGCCUCCGUCCGCCACUCAUGCCUCGAAUCGGCCUAUCUUUGUGUGGGAGCCAGUUCCUGAUCUUUGCACGCCGGAGGAACAAGAAAUGUUCUUCGCCGCAAACCGGGUGGUGGACGUGGUCAGCCCCAAUCACCUGGAGCUUGGCAUGAUGUUUGAUCAACCGGGAUGGACCGAGGAAAGCGAGGACAGCCAGAAAUUGGUGCAAAAGAUUCUUGAUUCCGGCAUUGGUGCUGAUGGAAACGGUUAUUUGGUAAUCAGGUCAGGAAAAGAUGGUAGCUACGCCUACUCCAAAUCCCUGAAGAUCUGGCUACCCGCAUAUCACCAGCCCAGACCCGAGGGCGCUACGGCUGUGCUCGACCCCACGGGUGCGGGCAACUCGUUCCUAGGAGCAUUGGCCCAAGGAAUGGUGAGUGCGGGACGAGAGCCUUUCCAGGCCAUUGAAUCUGAGCUGGCACACGCUGGGGAGUGGAAGGAAGCCAAGGCCUCUUGGGGCCAGUUUCAGAACUUGCCCAUGGCACUCAUUUGCGCGACUGUCGCAGCCGGGUUUGUCGUCGAACAGAUCGGUGUGCCAAAGCUUACUCGGUCUGGGGGUGAAAGGGAAUUGUGGAAUGAGGCUGAAUUCACGGAACGGGUCCGUCUGUACACGCAACGAUUAACUAGGACAUUGAAAGAGUCUCCUCAGAGACACCUGUUGACCAAUUGA